GUGAUAAGGUGAUGGUCCUGGCUAGGUCAGGGCUCUGGCAAGAAGUCGUGAACGUACCGGCCAGUCAUACUUUCCCCAUGCCCGAGGGGAUGAGCUUCGAGGAAGCGGCUGCUCUUCUUGUCAACUACAUCACUGCCUACAUGAUCCUGUUUGACUUCGGGAACCUGAGACCCAACCAGAGCGUCCUCAUCCACAUGGCUGCAGGUGGUGUGGGGACUGCUGCCAUCCAGCUGUGCAAGACCGUAGAAAAUGUCACCAUUUUUGGCACAGCGUCUGCCUCCAAGCACGAGGGGCUCAAGGAGAGUGGAGUUGCUCACCCCAUUGACUACAGAACGAUGGAUUACGCAGAGGAGGUCCGGAAAAUCUCUCCCAAAGGUGUUGACAUUGUCAUGGACCCCCUGGGAGGAUCCGAUACGUCCAAAGCAUUUAACCUGUUGAAGCCCAUGGGCAAACUCAUCACGUACGGGGUAGCAAACCUGCUCACUGGGCAGAAGAAGAACCUCAUGGCUAUGGCUAAAACCUGGUGGAACCAGUUCAGCAUCAACGCCUUGCAGCUCCUCCACCAUAACAAGGCUGUGUGUGGCUACCACCUUGGAUAUAUGGAUGAAGAAGUUGAGCUUGUUGGAGGUGUUGUAGCCAAGCUGAUUAGCCUGUACAGUCAAGGCAAAAUCAAGCCCAAAAUAGACUCUGUGUGGCCCUUUGAUCAGGUGGCAGAUGCCAUGAGGCAGAUGCAAGAGAAGAAGAAUGUUGGAAAAGUCAUCCUGGUUCCUGAGGCACCCAAGGAAGAAUCCAAAAAAGAGGAGAACUAAGGAGAAGAGAUGUGUGCAGAUUGUGAAUUCAUGGUUUAACUCCCUGAUCUUUGGGACCUGGAAAUGGACAGAUCAGUAGCUUCCAUCUUCAGUUCACCAGUACAAGAACAUCGUGGUUAAGGUUCAGAUGAGGUUUGCAUGCUCUCGCUGUGACUGACCCUUUUCCAGCCAUGCCUCCUGCCCUAGCUCUCUGUUUUGAAGCCUGUUUAUUUCAUACAUUUUUUUUUUUUUCUAAUCACUUGUUUCUCUUAUUGAAUUUCCAAACUAACCUGAUUUUUCUCUGGCAGCACAGCUGAAGCUUCCGGGCAGUUGGUGAUUAACAACUGCCCAGCCUCUCACUGUACAUACUCUACCAACUGCCAGGUAUCUCCCCGCACACAGCCCUGCUGAAGCAGUUGUGUUGCUGCUGUUGAGAACUUGUUCAGCAGGAGAACGGACCCACCUUAGGAUGUGUCCUCAGCCACUGGCCUGGUUUAAUUCUAACACGGGCUGCUCUUCUGUUCCCACUGACACCCCCCCUCUUUCCCCUCUGCUUUCGUUGGCCUCCAACACCAGUCAGAUAGUGACAGGUCACGUUGUCUUUGCCUUAUGAAUCCUGGCAUUUUGGAGUCUAUGGCAUAUUGCACUUAAUUUGCAGUCACUUCUCUGUGCAGUCGGCAAAUAACCCGACGGGCUGUGUCUGAACACAGGAGAAAAGUUUCAGUUAGGUAACUUGAUCUUGUCCAUUUUCUGAUUCCAAACCAUAUAGGGAGACCUAAACUGUGUCUGAUUUCUAGAGACCAUAAGGACUCAACUGUGUCUCAAAUGACUGGAAAAAUUGGCGUUGGCUCUGUGCUUUAUUAAUGUUGGGCUCCAAUUGGUAUUGUUAAGGCUGAACUUCACCCUCGUUGUUUGUAUUUCCAAGGGCUGUGGUGUUGAAUCAGACUUCAGCAAGAUGGGAACAAAAUAAGCCCCUGUUAGUGCUUGCUUUGUGCUGUGCCCUGUUGUGGUUUGGGAAGGAACUUGCAAGAGCCAGUCCUAUAAGCCCGAAGCUUCUCAGGAGCCCAGGCUGGCUCUUUCUGUGCCACGCACCCAGCAAAGCUGUUGCCAAGUCACCAGUGUAGAGGGUAAAUGCCCAGACUCUUGGCCUGGGCAUCUUGAGUAGCUUAAGUUGUGCUUUCUGUUCUCUCUAGCCAGCUAGGUGGAUGUCAGCUCAGACCAGCUCCCACCUCGUGGUUCAGUGCUGCAGAAGAGCUUGACUCUUCUUCCCCUGACACUGCAAGUCUUGGGACCCCUGGGCUCUCUUCCAGCACCAAAGGUUUAUGAGCUGCUCGGGGUGUUCUUCCCAGACCAGAACUCAGUUUCUCUUCCUCUUUCCUUCCACGCAUUUGGAGAUGUAGCUGUGCAGAGACCCAAGCCUAGUUCUGUGAGCACUUCGUGUCCUGGGUGGUGCCCCCAUCCCUGCUGGACUCCGUGUCCAGCCCUGAGUGACUGUGGUGCUGUUUGUGCUUGCUUUGAGGCUUUGUCAUUGGUUGUGGGUGCUGUCAGGCUUUUAUAGACUUCAUUUUGGAUUUGAAAAGGUGAACCUGAGGGUGCCAAGAAGAGCUGCCUGUCACGGAGGAGCUCAGGCUGCAGGACCAAACCUCUCUACCAGGCUUCUGCAGGAGGGAAGGCACCGGGUGGGCAAAGGGCUCCAUGUGUGAAGCCCCUUGGCUGCUUGGGAGCAGCCAAGCUCCGUGCAGGGCUGGGGGGUUCCUGUGGGGGUGAGGAAGGUGGCUCCUUCCUCAGCCUGCUCUAUCUCCAGCAGCACAGCUUGUAUUUCAGGUGCUUGGGUCUGCCCCUGGUUCUGCCACCUUUCAGAAACACGUGGGCACAGCCUCCAGGGCACCUGCCCUGGGCACCUUUAAGUAUUAAACCACCUUCAGAGGAGGCCAGAGCCCUGUCACAGGUCCCUGUCAGUCUGUCUCUCGCACUUGAUCCAUGAACUUCAUAAACAUGGUCUGAUGAAACUCGCAAGCACAACCCUUAACCUUUCUGAAUCCAAAAUCUCGUUGCUUCUCCUCCUCCACCUGCCCUACCCUGCUAAUUUAGAUUAAAAUCCAACAGUGUCUCAUGCUGCUUUGCCAGGUCUGACAACAGAAGGACUGUCUUAAAUUGCUGAAAUGGGAAGUCUGGACCUGUUCUUUGAGAAAUUGGACUUGACCUUGAUGAAAGAGCCGCGUGCUCAAAUGGUGCACAGCCUUGUGCCUCUCCGGGUUCUGCACGCUUGGAAAGGGGAAAACCAUCAAACUGUGUUUUGCUGUAACAUCCUCCCCCUGUUUUGCUCUCGGCCGAGCGCUCGGUGCCUUACGUGGGUGGCCUUGGGUCGGGGGCACGGCCGGGCUCCCGCCGCAGCGGGGAGUGGGGUCUCGCAGCCCCCCCAUGGACACCCUGACACUGCCUCUGCUGCACGGCAGAAAACAGCAUCUCAGUGCCUUCUGCACGCCCUGGGAGGACUGGGAAGUCACUGGAGCCUUUUCCAUUCUGGCCUUUUCAAAGUAUUGCCAAAACCCUGUUAACGACUCCGGUGAACGCCGGUGUCGUCUGCCUUACUGUGAAUGAGAUGGUCCCUUUCCGUGUCUCUCAGCCUUUCCUGGGCCCUCCUGGUGGUUCUUGGAUGGUUCCCCCAUCCAGAAGAGCCUGUGCAGAGCCCUUGUCUCCCCCAGGGUGGCUCGAGCAAGGCUUUAUCUUCUCCUGAGGCUUUAUCUGCUCCAGCCUUAGCUCUUGGGAAACAGUCCUGGCUCCUGACACUCUCUGGGUGGCAGCUCCUCUAUCUUCUACCUGUGAAUUCCUGGGGCCCUUCUGAGGGCUCAAUUACUGCCCCUCAGAGUUCAGCACUGACAGAUUAAUCUCCCUCAGUAGCAACAAUGUUUUCUUAGAAAAACCGAGAUUAAAGCUGACCUUGCUCCUCUCUGCCUCCCUGGUCAGUGCUCUGCUCCGGGUGCUCGUGGCUGGUCAGUUUUUUUUUUGGUUUUGCUUUUUUUUACCUUUUUUUUUUUUUUUGAACAAACAUUUUAUGGGCCAAUAAGUACAGAACCUCUGUAAAACAACUUCAAGUGUCUUAACUCAAAGCUAACCAGCAGGUUUGUAUACCAAAGCAAAAAAAAAACCACAAACCAACAAAAACCCUAGGAUAAAAUCAUUCCACUCAAUGUUGCUUAACUGUUCAGGGCGCAGUUGUGCUCUUGAGGAAAGGGGAGGUUCCUGUGCUUGAAUUGCACGUGCCAUUCCAGCUCUGAUUGUCUGACCCCAAGGUUGUGAGGAGUCCCAAGGAGAGUGGGAGUGAGGAGCUCGUGGGCAGAGGAGGGGGGUCCCAGUCCCCAUCCCUGCCCAUGGCCAGGGGCUGCUCAGCACAGGGGGUCCUGGGCUGGUGACUCCCAUGUUGUUACUGCAGUUGCCUUCCCAAGUUGCCUUUUGGACAAAACACAGCUCCUUUGCUAUCACCAGGCAGCUUUUAUCACGUUUUUUGGCUCUCUGGUUUCUCUCAGUGUUGUGAAUCAGCCUGGGCUUCGCAGGGGAGUGUGUCCCCAGCCAAGGGCUUUGGAGUCGGGGGGAAGGAGUUUAACUGGACAUUUCAUUUGGGAAUUGACUGACUGGGGAAGAAGUAAGAAGCAUUGUGGGCCUCAGGCUUUAAUUGGUGCGGGAUCCUGGCCCACGUACAGCUGCUGUCAUAGGUGUAAAACCACUCUUGCUGCCUAAUGAGGUCUCUAGUGUGCGAAGCCCUGGUGAUGGUGAAGCGUGGCUGGCAAGUAGUACGUGAGUGUGAUGUGACACACAUUAGACUCUGAGCCUCUUACAACAUAUGGUCUGGUCUGUACUGUCUGAGUCACGUUUGUUUGCAGAUCCUCAUCCUACAGACACAUCAACAAUCUUUGUUUAAAAAAAAUAUAUUCUGCUUUGUGUGUGUAACCAAGUUGGACAGAAAGCACGUGUGCCAAUGCUGUUUACAUGACUAUAAUGUGUAAUGCUCCUGUCUAAUGUUACCAUAUGCCUUAUGUGUGUCAAAUGUUAAUUAAAAGCAUAACAAAACUCUC
Molecule: messenger RNA, 4861 nt
Organism: Calidris pugnax (ruff)
Lineage: Eukaryota; Metazoa; Chordata; Aves; Charadriiformes; Scolopacidae
Gene: VAT1
Product: vesicle amine transport 1
Exons: 5
Coding region: 12-809 (265 amino acids)
Molecular function (GO): oxidoreductase activity; zinc ion binding
Source: RefSeq, a predicted model, not a curated record